Molecule: messenger RNA, 672 nt
Organism: Colletotrichum orchidophilum
Lineage: Eukaryota; Fungi; Ascomycota; Sordariomycetes; Glomerellales; Glomerellaceae
Product: magnesium-dependent phosphatase-1
Exons: 1
Coding region: 1-672 (223 amino acids)
Molecular function (GO): acid phosphatase activity
Source: RefSeq, a predicted model, not a curated record
AUGCCGAAGAAACUCUCCAAGAAUCCCCAAGGAGGGAGCACCACAAACCUCGGGACGCCCUCGACCUCGACAACGAACUCCAACUCCCUCUCCCUGCCUCGAAUCCUCACCGACGAGCUGCCCCUCCCCAAACUCAUCGUCUUCGAUCUCGACUACACUCUCUGGCCCUUCUGGGUCGACACUCACGUCGCCGGCCCGCUGAAAGCCAACGCGACGCACUCGGCAGUCACGGACCGCCACGGCGAAUCUUUCGCCUUUUACCAGGACGUGCCGCGGAUACUCUACACGCUGCCGCUGGCAGGCAUCAAGAUUGCCGUCGCGUCACGGACGUCGGCGCCCGACCUGGCAAAGGACAUGCUGAAGCUACUACACGUUCCGCCGCCGAGUGCCGAGGAGGGCGGCAGCGGCAAGAAGGAGAAGACGAAGAAGGCGCUCGAAUAUUUUGACGCGCCGUUGGAGAUUUACCCGAGUAGCAAGAUUAAGCAUUUCGAGACGAUUUUCAAGAAGACAGGUAUCGCAUACACGGAUAUGCUCUUUUUUGACGACGAGAGUCGAAAUCGGGAGACGGAGAGCUUGGGGGUGACGAUGCAGCUGGUGAGGGAUGGUCUGACGUGGAACGAGAUGGAGAAGGGCGUGGCGGAGUGGCGCAAGAGGAGGGGUCAUUCGGGAUAG